GUGCCUCCAGUCCUCAUUCAAUCAGCUGCAGUGACUCAGUUUGUGUCUCUGACAACUUAUUUCAAACUUUUAAAACUUUUAAAAACAAUGGAGCAACAAGGGGAUAACGACAGAGCAACUUUCAGGAGCGACCAGCGCAGAGCUCCGCGCACUCUGCAGCUGGUGGCCGCGGUGUCCGGGAUCCUCUGCCUCGUCCUGGGGUUGGUCAUCAUCGUCUUCAGCACAUCGGACACGUCCGGACAGGACCUGCAACACGCGACGGCGCAGAACCUGCAGCUGCGGCAGGAGCGGGACGACAUGAGGAGACGGGCCGAGGAGCUGAGCAGAGAGAGGGACAGACUGAACUGGACCAUCGGGGUCAUCCUCCAGCACCGAACCUUCCCGGUGAAAACCCACUGUCCAGGGGGGGUGUGUAGAACCUGUCUGGACGGCUGGAUACCUUUUCAGUCCAGCUGUUACUGGUUUUAUGAAUCUAACCGAUCCAUAAAUUGGGAGUCGUGGCAGGAUAGUCGUGAUCAGUGCAGAGACGUGGAGGCAGAUCUGGUGGUGAUCGAAAGCUCGAGGGAACAGGAGUUCAUCAACAACCACACGAAGGCCUAUGACGAUGAAAAGCACGGCUACUGGAUUGGGUUGAGCAAAAUGAACGACGCGGGCACGUGGAUGUGGGUCGACGGAAGCAACGUCACUCUGAAGUACUGGACAGCCGAGCCGGGCUACAAGGUGUCCUGUGCUCUCAGUUUACCUCGGGCCGAUCCUCAAGCCAACUGGAAGAGGUCGAGCUGCUACAUGUGGAACCGCUGGAUCUGUGAAACAAGAGCCUUGAACAAACCGGAUUAGGAAGCAGCUCUUCAUCGAAUGUUUUCAAAAAAGAAACCUGACUUUUGUCACUUGACUUGUGUUUUCAACCGGUGUUGUGUUUACACGAGAGGAGAAAAAGAUGAGGAAGAAAAUCUCUUAAUUCUGUGAAUCCCUCUGCUCUCUCUCUCUAAUUCCACAAAGGCCUGUGUGUGGAGCUCAAACUGUAACUAUGGAAGUUCACUGGACAUGUGACACGUUCAGUAUAAAUAAAGGUUUA
This is a messenger RNA of Paralichthys olivaceus (Japanese flounder), 1075 nucleotides long. RefSeq names its product CD209 antigen-like protein C. The record is from RefSeq and is a predicted model, not a curated record. NCBI's taxonomy places the organism in Eukaryota, Metazoa, Chordata, Actinopteri, Pleuronectiformes, Paralichthyidae.